Aspergillus saccharolyticus JOP 1030-1 is the source of this 2367-nucleotide messenger RNA. Its product is annotated as FAD-binding oxidoreductase. The transcript is spliced from 4 exons. Gene Ontology annotation, molecular function: D-lactate dehydrogenase (cytochrome) activity; D-lactate dehydrogenase (NAD+) activity; FAD binding. Gene Ontology annotation, biological process: lactate catabolic process. The coding region runs from base 105 to 1925 and encodes 606 amino acids. Gene Ontology annotation, cellular component: mitochondrion. Lineage: Eukaryota; Fungi; Ascomycota; Eurotiomycetes; Eurotiales; Aspergillaceae. The record is from RefSeq and is a predicted model, not a curated record.
CUCAAGGAUACCAAGGAUUUCCACAAGUCUUUAAGCAAUACAAUGUCGAAAUUCUGAAGCUUACGUUUGCUUGCACCCUUUCGAUCCCCAAUCUGGCAUUCAAGAUGAUUAGGUCUUACCCCUUCCGUGCCGCCUGGGGGACGAGGCGCCUCGUGCACUCAAGUGUGCGCUUCGGCUGCACCAGGCUUGCACCGGUAGAGCUUCAGCGGAGAGCGUUUUGCAGAUCUACCCGAUGUGCCUCCGAAGAGAAAUCUCAGCCUUUCAAACAUCAAUUAUAUGAGAGUACACAGCAGCGCCUCAAGAGAGAGCGUGCUGAGCAGGAGCGUUACUCAGCGUAUCAGACUCAGUCCCAAGGUGGUCGCUAUGCAGCAAUGAUGUUCGCAUUGACCUUCUUCUCCACUGGGGCGUACUUCUUAGGCUCCUCAAAACCUGCGAGCCUGCCGACAUCAUCAACAAGUCCAUUGUACGAGACAGAGCCACCAAGGCAUAACGUCUCCACGUCGAACUUACAGGCUGCGUGGGCAGACUUCGUGGAUGUUCUAGGAAAAGAGAACGUCUCUACAGAACACAAUGACUUGGAGAUGCACUCGGGAUCUGACUGGUCCUCAUAUGUGCGGAAAAAUGACGAAAAGCCGUUCCUUGUUCUCUAUCCAUCAACAACGGAAGAAGUUUCUCAGAUUAUGAAGAUUUGUCAUCGGCGUUUGAUCCCCGUCACGCCAUACUCGGGCGGGACAAGCUUGGAAGGACACUUUGCACCCACAAGGGGCGGUGUGUGCAUCGACUUUCGUCGCAUGGACCGUAUCUUGGAGCUUCACAAGGGGGACCUGGAUGUUGUGGUUCAACCUGCCAUCGGCUGGGAGGAACUGAAUGAGAAGCUCUCCGACGAAGGCCUAUUUUUCCCACCAGAUCCUGGUCCUGGCGCUAUGAUUGGCGGCAUGGUUGGAACAGGCUGCUCCGGAACGAAUGCUUAUAGGUAUGGAACCAUGCGAGAGUGGGUGCUUUCUUUAACGGUUGUCCUUGCCGAUGGCACAACCAUCAGAACCAGGCAACGUCCGCGGAAGUCAAGCGCUGGGUACGAUCUCACUAGGCUAUUUAUUGGCAGCGAAGGCACCCUUGGGCUCGUUACGGAAGCAACAUUAAGAUUGACUGUAAAGCCAAAAAGCCAGAAUGUUGCCGUGGCAAGCUUUCAAACAAUACAGGAUGCAGCGGCGUGUGUCACCCGUGUGGUGGAGGAAGGCGUUCCCGUCGCCGGACUAGAGAUCUUGGACGAUGUCCAGAUGAAAUGCAUUAAUGCCAGUCAGACGACCAGCCGACGAUGGAAGGAAUCGCCUACACUCUUCUUCAAAUUUGCAGGGACGCCAGUGGGAGUCAAGGAACAGAUAGGUCUCGUGCAAAAGAUUGUUUCAUCAUCGGCAGGGAAAUCCUUUGAGUUUGCCCGCGGUGAUGCAGAAAUGCAGGAGCUCUGGAGUGCCCGCAAACAGGCUUUGUGGAGUGUGAUGGCUAUGCGGAGAGGGCCAGAAGACCAUGUGUGGACAACAGAUGUGGCGGUGCCUAUGAGCCAACUGCCUGAAAUUAUUGAUGCCACUAAGCAAGAUAUGACCGAGAGCGGCCUUGUGGCAGGUAUCUGUGGCCACGUUGGAGAUGGGAAUUUUCACGCGAUCAUCCUCUUCAACGAGGCCGAGAAAAGAGCUGCAGAGGCUGUAGUCCACCGUAUGGUGAAAAGAGCUGUUCAGUUGGAAGGCACAGUGACAGGAGAACAUGGCGUGGGGCUUGUCAAGCGAGAUUAUCUAGAGCAUGAAUUAGGUGAAAAAACCGUGGACGCAAUGCGUCGGCUUAAACUUGCUUUCGAUCCCCUUUGCCUCCUCAACCCCGAUAAAGUCGUUCGAGUGGAGCCGCCAACGGCUGGUGAGAUGAAGAAAUGGUAAGAAGAAGAAGGCUGCCUAUAGAGCCAGGGGAACUAUGCCAAAGUCUCGACAAGUGAAGACCAUGGUGUUGCCUCGAAUCUAUGCGAUAUGCUCAAUCUCAACCUCUCAUGUGCAGUACCAGCGCGAUUUCGCAUGCAGCUUACACUCACAAUCUCUGAUCUCCUUCACGCCUGAAAUGACCUUUGCCGUCUUCUUCUGACCAAAAAUACACUGCCCCUGCCUCUUUGCAGCACCGAAAUCGCGAGCAUGCUCAUAGGGCAUGCGCCACUCCUGCAUCUACAGACCUUGUUUUCUCACAAUUGAUUCGACCUUAGCUGGAUGUGACUAGUGUCUGCAAGGCUUUGUUUUCGAGCUGGUGCUCGGCCAUCUGAUACAGCUGCCUAUUUAUCCAGUUGACAGAUGCCGUGGGUUCGUUUUAGCUAAAAGUCGAUGUUGUCUUACC